Messenger RNA from Malassezia japonica, 654 nucleotides. Its product is annotated as hydroxyisourate hydrolase. The transcript has 4 exons. Bases 1 to 654 code for a protein of 217 amino acids. NCBI's taxonomy places the organism in Eukaryota, Fungi, Basidiomycota, Malasseziomycetes, Malasseziales, Malasseziaceae. The record is from RefSeq and is a predicted model, not a curated record.
AUGGCGAUCCUACACGAGAUUCCCGCGGGGGCCGACGACGCCGGUGUCGACGUGCCUACCGAGGGGUCGAGCGCCACGUACGAAAAGUUCGCGAUAGAUGCAUACGGAAAUCCGGUGCGCCUUCCCCCGGAGGCGUCGGACUGGAUCCUCGACGAUUCCGACUCGGACGAGCUGGAAGACGAGGAGGAGCCUACGGCGCAGGAACUCUACGAGGAAAUCCAAGACAACCGCAUGAGCGAGCCACUCGAAUCGAGCCUGGACUUGUUGAUCUGGUGCAUGCCCUUCAUCUUUGUAUUUGAGCUGCUCAAUGUUCUCAUCCAGCAACAAUACCAGGUCGAAGUGACGCUCCUGCGCGAGCUCAAGACGGUCGUAUCGCGUCUGCCGGUCCUGGUCUUGUUCAUCUGGUGGACAGCCCUGCGCGAUCGCCGCGCGUGGCUCGUCCAGAGCACCGUCUUUCUACUGGGCACACUCAGCGGAGGCCAUUUUAUAUACCUUGUCAACGAAGCGCCCUAUGGAAGGGCUAUCACCCAAACCCCCGCGCUCGGCACCCUGUGGAUGUACUGCGUGGUAAAAAUGGACCUCGUGCUGGCCUGUGUCAGCCUCGCGGCCAUCUAUGCUUACGUCAGAUACGCUGGCCUGAACCUCAUUCUGUAG